This is a messenger RNA of Dissoconium aciculare CBS 342.82, 360 nucleotides long. RefSeq lists its product as uncharacterized. The record is from RefSeq and is a predicted model, not a curated record. NCBI's taxonomy places the organism in Eukaryota, Fungi, Ascomycota, Dothideomycetes, Mycosphaerellales, Dissoconiaceae. The transcript has a single exon. Bases 62 to 316 code for a protein of 84 amino acids.
UCCAGCGUAGACCUCACUGUACAUCUACAAGGAUUUAAUCCACGAUAACUUUGACGGAGAAAUGCCCUCGAUUGCGACAUCAGUGUUGUACACCACAUUUCUCGUCCACAGGAUGUUCCGUCCCGACCGUCGAUCCGGAUGGGGAGGACAUGGCCGAGACGCUGCAGCCUCGCCGAUGCAUUCUGGGUAUCCUGGAGAAGCAUACUCUCCCGCCCCCUCGAACAUGUGUUUGGGUGAUGGACACGCGGAUUUUGGGGAUUGCCUCACUCCUGUGCUGUUGGGUUUCCUCUGGUCCUGUUGUUCUGGCUCACCUUAGGGGUUGUCGGUGGUCAUCGAAGACAGGGGAGAGGUACAUGCUGU